AUGACGUGUGCCAACAAUGUACCGAUCUCGACUAUUGGAUGGAGUAGUGCCAAUGCUAAUCUGAUUUGUGUUGCUGACUGUUUAACUGAUGGUGGCUAUUCUACUGCACCAAUUGAUAUUCUCACUGAUUGUACAUCAGUUAGUUCAUCAUUGAAGAUGAUGACAAGUGAACGAUCGAAAAAUGUAACACUGUCUGCGGAUGCACAUUUUUAUUUAGCUUAUAGAGGAAGUGCUUGGGUGCCACUAAAUGAUCCUGCUAAAACAGCUCUUGAUUGGUCUAUUGUAACGUACAUUGAUCUUCGCAAACGACCAGAUGGUUUCAUUAAUACUUCACCUAUAGCUAAAGUUGUUUCUCCACAAUAUGUCAUUUUGAAUCAAACGACACAAAUUAAUAUUCUUGUUUCGGAUGCGAAUGUUGGUGACGAUGUACGUUGUCGAUGGUCAAAAUAUACAAUUGGAUAUCGAAGACGAAAACGAUCAGACGAAGAAAGACAUGAAAACCACUAUUAUACUGCUCAAAAAUAUAUAAAAGAACCAGACAACAAAGAAAUCAUGGAUCUCAGAAAAAAACGACAGACUUGUUCAAGUGGAUGUUUAAAGGGUGUCAAGUGUAACAGUGUUAGAUGCGAUGGGACCAUGUGCACGACUCUGACCUGUGAAAGCACGUGUUGUGACUACCCAACGACAACAACAACGAGUACAUCCACAGACAGCACAACUUCUACGGAAACUCCAGGAACACCAAAGUCGACUUCGUCGUUUCCAAUACGUCAGGCAAUUGAUGAAUGCGGUGAUAUUUGUUAUCCAAACAGUGUGCCUAAUGGUACAAUCCUGACCAACUGUACUAUCACAUUCACAGGUCUUAAAGCUGGUGUUUGGUAUGGAAUUGUCUUUGUUGUCGAUGUUGCCCAGGAUACUUCUGGUACGUAG
Rotaria sp. Silwood1 is the source of this 930-nucleotide messenger RNA. Lineage: Eukaryota; Metazoa; Rotifera; Eurotatoria; Philodinida; Philodinidae. The record is from the annotation of a GenBank genome assembly.